This is a messenger RNA of Amorphotheca resinae ATCC 22711, 762 nucleotides long. RefSeq lists its product as hypothetical. Gene Ontology annotation, molecular function: oxidoreductase activity, acting on the CH-OH group of donors, NAD or NADP as acceptor. NCBI's taxonomy places the organism in Eukaryota, Fungi, Ascomycota, Leotiomycetes, Helotiales, Amorphothecaceae. The record is from RefSeq and is a predicted model, not a curated record. The transcript is spliced from 5 exons. The coding region runs from base 1 to 762 and encodes 253 amino acids.
AUGGACAGAUUCUCCCUGACAGGCCGUGUAGCCCUCGUGACCGGAGGUGCGCGAGGAUGCGGACUUGCAUUUGCAGAAGGCCUUGCCCAAGCCGGCGCCUCAGUAGCCAUCUUCGAUGUGAUUCCCCCGGUCCCAGCAUUCUUCGAGAUCGAGAAGAACUUCGGGGUGAAGACGGCACAUUACCUUGUCGACGUGAGCAACACCGAGAGUCUCGAGAAGGGAUUCGCGGACUUCGUCAAGGAUUUUGACGGAAAGUUGGAUAUCUGCGUCCCCUGCGCAGGCAUCAACCGCAACCUCGGCUUUCUCGAGACCCCAGUUGAAGAGUAUGAUAAGCUCAUCGGUGUGAACGUUAAGGGGGUGUACUAUACAGCCCAGCUUGCGGCGAAGCAGAUGAUUGCCAACGGCACGAAAAAGGGGAGUAUUAUUCUCGUGGCGAGCAUUGCGAGUUACAUGGCUAUUCGAAGCCAGCUGAGCAGCGCUUACUGCGGCACGAAGGGGGCCGUGAGAGCCAUGUGCCCGGCGAUUGCUGCCGAGCUGGUGAAAUAUGGAAUUCGUGUGAACUCCAUUUCCCCUGGCUAUGUGAAGACGGAGAUGACUGCGCCAUUCCCGCACCUGUUGGAGAGCUGGAAGGAUGAGAUUAUGAAUGGAAGAGUAGCAACGCCGGAUGAUAUUCGUGGCGGGUGUGUGUUUUUGGCAAGUGAUGCCAGCUCGUAUAUGACAGGACAGGAUCUCCGUAUCGAUGGUGGGGUAACGAAAUGGUGA